Messenger RNA from Arabidopsis lyrata subsp. lyrata, 1903 nucleotides. RefSeq names its product double-stranded RNA-binding protein 3. The record is from RefSeq and is a predicted model, not a curated record. Gene Ontology annotation, molecular function: double-stranded RNA binding. Lineage: Eukaryota; Viridiplantae; Streptophyta; Magnoliopsida; Brassicales; Brassicaceae.
AUUUUUAUAGUUGUUCAUUGAAGCAUGGCUCUGCACUUAUUGCAUAAGAGCCCUAAUGUUUAAUUUAUUUUGCCUCUAAAUUAAUUUAGUUUGUUUUUGUUUGAUAGAACAAUGUCACAGAAGAAGUGUGUAUUAAGGUCUCUGCUGAGUCAAAGAUAUAGUCAAGAAAAUGUCCAAAUCAAUAAUUAAAGCCUUGAAUUAUAGAGUUUAAAUUAAUUUUCUGCAAAUCUAAGCUUGUCACACAAACAUCAGAUCAUAAAGACAGGAUCUUAAAAAGAGUCGAUAAGAUUUUCAUCAGUGCUAUAUAUAAAACUAAUAUAUUUAUAUAACAUGGACCAUGGUUCAAUUGAAAUGUCACUAUUAUCAUUUAGUAGCCUCUGCUCCUCUUUAUUAGGAACCUUGCUUGUGAGAGAACCACCAUGUGAGAGAGCUCUAAAACCUCUGAAACUAUUCUUUUCAUCUUUAUCUUUCUGUCUACAAAUUCACUUUCAACAUCAGAGAGCCCUAAUCUUUUUGUUACUCAUUACACCAAAAACCUUCAAUGGCAACUUUAACAAAGUGAGUUUCUUGUAUUUUUGCUACUUCUCUCUCUUUCUUGAACACUGUAGAGUCUUAAGGCCAAAAGAUGUAUAAGAAUCAGUUGCAAGAGCUUGCACAGAGAAGUUGUUUCAAUCUCCCAUCAUAUACAUGCACAAGAGAAGGACCAGAUCAUGCUCCAAGAUUCAAAGCUAGUGUAAACUUUAAUGGUGAAAUAUUUGAAAGCCCAACUUAUUGUUCUACUCUCAGACAAGCUGAGCAUUCAGCUGCUGAAGUUGCUCUUAGUGCUCUCUCUUCCAAGGGUCCUUCAAAGUCUCUAACUGCUAGAGUUCUAGAUGAGACUGGGAUCUAUAAGAAUCUGCUUCAAGAGACAGCACAUAGAGCUGGUCUUGAUCUACCGGUUUACACAAGUGUGAGAUCAGGACCUGGUCACAUCCCAACGUUCUCUUGCACUGUGGAGCUUGCUGGAAUGAGUUUUAAUGGAGAAUCAGCAAAGACUAAGAAGCAAGCUGAGAAGAAUGCAGCCAUUGCAGCUUGGUUCUCCUUGAGAAAAAUGCCAAGUUUGGACCCAUUGAGAGGUGAAGAGAAGGAACAAGAGGUAGUUGCAAGAGUCCUCUCAAGAUUUAGACCCAAAGAAGUGAAAAGAAGAGAACCAAACCAGUCAAGAAGAACAGUCAUCAAAACAAUUCGCCAAAACACAACAACAACAACCACACGAGACUUGUUGUGUGAGAAUCUCAGAUCCAUCAAUCUAUAUACCAACGAAGCUUCAUCAUCAUCUCCACCACCACAGAGAUUCUACCACCACAGAGAUUCUCCUUCAAGAACAAAUCUCCCACAACAACAAUCCAAAGUCAAAUCAUUGCUAGAGAAAUGUCAAGAAUAUGCAGAGAAGAAACAGAGCCUAGAUGAUCCUAAACCAGAGCUCAUAAUCAAAACAUCAUCUCCAUCAUCAUCAUCAUCAUCAGUGGAGAGAAACUGUUAUAGUAAGCUUUUGCCCUUUUCAAGUUUUGGGUUAAACAAUCAGAAACUAGCUCCAGCUGUUCACAUAAGAUCAGUGAUCCCAGUUUGUUCAGCUCCUCCACCAAAACCUAACCCUAACCCUAACCCAUCACCGUCCACCACAAGGGAGCUGGGAAAUGGAGGCCAAGAGAAGAAGUCACUAUCGAAUUAGAAUUAGAAACAAAAUCUGGAUCAAACCCAUGAUUAAAGGUUGUGUCUUUAGAUAAACCCAUGUUAAGGAUAUAAUUAUAGAGAGAUUAGAGAAAUGGGUAAAAUCAAAUCAGUCAUGGGUUUCUGUAUGUUCGUCGUGUAAAUUUGACUUUUUUUGAAUUUUACGAUCUGACAUGAAAUCAAUGUUUCUGAA